CUGCUGGAACCAGGUUUGCAGGACCAGCACUGAGUCUGGCCUGUAGGCAGAAGAGAGAGACAGGGCGACGCUGCUGCACCUGAACAGUAACAUUUUGUAGCUCAGGUUAAACCAUGCUGUGGUAUUUGGGGCUGACCUGUGCGCUCUGCAUGGGAGGACACAUUGCAGCAGGACAGAGAGAUGGAGAAAUUAUCAGUCAGAUUAAAAUGACGAACCUUGCACUGGCAGAGAUUAAAGAGCUUCUGAAACAACAGAUAAAAGAGAUAGUAUUCCUGAAGAACACUGUGAUGGAGUGUGAAGCCUGUGGGAUGGGAGGAAUGCAGCCUCGUCCCUCCUGUGUGCCCAAUCCCUGCCACCCUGGGGUGAAGUGUAAGGAGACACCUCAGGGUAUUAAGUGCGGACCCUGUCCUGAAGGCAUGGAGGGUAACGGUACCCACUGCACUGAUGUGGACGAGUGUACUGUGAUGCCGUGUCACAUGGGUGUGCGCUGCAUAAACACCUCCCCGGGUUUCCGCUGUGGUUCCUGUCCUGCUGGAUACACUGGCCCCCAGGUCCAGGGCGUCGGCCUCGCAUACGCCACCGCCAACAAACAGGUGUGCAAAGAUAUCAAUGAGUGCGAAGGCUCCAACAACGGAGGAUGUGUGGUGAACUCUGUCUGCAUGAACACACCUGGCUCGUUCAGGUGUGGACCGUGUAAGACGGGCUAUGUUGGGGAUCAGCGACGAGGCUGUAAGCCUGAGAGAGCAUGUGGGAAUGGCCAACCCAACCCAUGCCACGCCAGCGCAGAGUGCAUUGUCCAUCGAGAGGGUAAAAUCGAGUGUCAGUGUGGGGUCGGAUGGGCUGGAAACGGCUAUCUCUGCGGGGCUGACAUUGACAUAGAUGGUUUCCCCGAUGAGAAACUGGACUGUCCUGAGAGGAACUGUAUCAAGGAUAAUUGUCUCACUGUGCCCAAUUCUGGUCAAGAAGAUGCUGACAGUGAUGGAAUUGGAGACGCCUGUGAUGAGGACGCAGAUGGUGACGGGAUCCUCAACACACAAGAUAACUGUGUGUUGGUGCCUAACGUAGACCAGAGGAACAUUGACGAGGAUGAUUUUGGCGAUGCCUGUGACAACUGCCGCGCUGUCAAAAACAAUGACCAAAAAGACACAGAUGUGGACAAAUUUGGUGAUGAAUGUGAUGAAGACAUUGAUGGAGAUGGAAUCCUCAAUCACCUGGAUAACUGCAAAAGGGUUCCCAACGCUGACCAGAAAGAUCGUGAUGGCGACAAAGUGGGAGAUGCCUGCGACAGCUGUCCUUAUAUUCCAAACCCUGACCAGACGGACGUGGACAACGACUUGAUUGGAGACCCAUGUGACACUAACAAGGACAGCGAUGGUGACGGUCACCAAGACUCCCGGGACAACUGUCCAGCCGUCAUCAACAGCUCCCAGCUGGACACCGACAAGGAUGGCCAGGGAGACGAGUGUGAUGAUGACGAUGAUAAUGACGGCAUCCCAGACCUGCUGCCACCUGGUCCAGAUAACUGCCGUCUGAUCCCCAACCCCCUGCAGGAGGACUCCAACGGUGAUGGUGUGGGUAAUGUAUGCGAGAAGGAUUUCGACAAUGACACUAUCAUCGACACCAUCGACGUUUGUCCAGAAAACGCCGAGGUCACCCUCACCGACUUCAGAGAGUACCAGACGGUCGUUUUAGAUCCGGAGGGAGAUGCACAGAUCGACCCCAACUGGGUGGUGCUGAACCAGGGAAGAGAGAUUGUCCAGACUAUGAACAGUGAUCCUGGAUUGGCUGUUGGCUACACAGCUUUCAGCGGCGUGGAUUUUGAAGGGACGUUUCAUGUAAACACGGUAACGGACGACGACUACGCAGGAUUUAUCUUCGGGUACCAGGACAGCUCCAGUUUCUACGUGGUGAUGUGGAAGCAGGUGGAACAGAUCUACUGGCAGGCAAACCCAUUCAGAGCCGUGGCAGAACCAGGCAUCCAACUGAAGGCUGUGAAGUCGACCACGGGUCCGGGUGAAAAUCUGAGGAACGCUCUGUGGCACACAGGCGACACAAGUGACCAGGUCAAACUCCUGUGGAAAGAUGCUCGCAAUGUUGGCUGGAAGGACAAGACUUCUUACCGCUGGUUCCUCCAACACCGACCUGCCGACGGAUACAUCAGAGUUCGCUUCUACGAGGGUCCUCAGAUGGUGGCGGACACAGGUGUUAUCAUUGACGCCACAAUGAGAGGAGGUAGACUUGGAGUCUUCUGCUUCUCCCAGGAGAACAUCAUCUGGGCCAACCUGCGUUAUCGCUGCAACGACACUCUUCCCGAAGACUUUGACACCUACAGAGCCCAGCAGGUCCAGCUGGCGGUCUGAUGACAACAAAAGACCACUGGGGAAUUCUGGGAGGACUUUCCAAAGUAGAACUGGCGUCAGAACAUCAGCGCUUUGGAAACAUUUAUAAAAAGUCAACCACAAGAGUCUGAAAUAUUUUAUACAUAAAAGCUGAUCGCUAUGUUUUUAACUCCUGCAAGAAGAGGAAACAGCAGUAAAAUUACAUAUAUAUAAUAAUUAUAAUAAUAAUGUAAUGUUUAGUUGUUACUGAACUAAAAUUUCUUUCAUAAAUAAUUAUAAAAAUAAUCAUUUGUACUUUUGAAAGAGAAACUAUUGUAAAGAUUUAACUGUCAUGAAUAAAUGUGAAUUUUGGUGUAA
This is a messenger RNA of Micropterus salmoides (largemouth bass), 2696 nucleotides long. Its product is annotated as cartilage oligomeric matrix protein. The record is from RefSeq and is a predicted model, not a curated record. NCBI's taxonomy places the organism in Eukaryota, Metazoa, Chordata, Actinopteri, Centrarchiformes, Centrarchidae. Gene Ontology annotation, biological process: cell adhesion. Gene Ontology annotation, molecular function: calcium ion binding. Gene Ontology annotation, cellular component: extracellular region. The transcript is spliced from 19 exons. The coding region runs from base 114 to 2360 and encodes 748 amino acids.